Molecule: messenger RNA, 3747 nt
Organism: Rhipicephalus sanguineus (brown dog tick)
Lineage: Eukaryota; Metazoa; Arthropoda; Arachnida; Ixodida; Ixodidae
Product: sodium-coupled monocarboxylate transporter 2
Exons: 18
Coding region: 338-2137 (599 amino acids)
Biological process (GO): sodium ion transport; transmembrane transport
Cellular component (GO): membrane
Molecular function (GO): symporter activity
Source: RefSeq, a predicted model, not a curated record
UCUGCAUUUACUGACGCAGGUAUACCUUUAUAAGCGAGAUUCAGCUAAAGCGCGGCAACACAUGCCUCGAAAUCAUAUCGAAUGAUGCGUCACCGCGUUUUCGUGGGAUCUCGUUUCUAUAGGCCCAGUCGUGUAGUAACAACCGUACGAAAUGCGCACGACUACGAGCGGAAACAGUGGCAUCGCCGACUGACAGGCGGGCUGCUGCAGAAAGACAUAGCCUGACAGCCAACUGGCGUCAACUCCAAAACGACGCUCCAAUAACGGCGGCUGCGGAAGAGGCUGCGGCCAGCGUAUCCAGGGGUUUCGGAACAACGGUUACAUCGUAUUCGUCGUCAUGACCGUACGGUACUUUCACCCGGCCGACUAUGGCGUGCUGGUAGCCGUGAUGGGCCUUUCGUCCUUCAUCGGCGUCUACUUCGCAUGGAAGGACCGCCGCAGCACCAACAACAAGGAGUUCCUCGUGGGGAAUAGACAGUUACAGGUGUUUCCGGUGACAAUGUCAAUGAUGGCGAGCUUUCUGUCGGCGGUCGCUAUACUGGGCGUGCCUUCGGAGAGCUUCAUGCACGGCUCCCAGUACAUGAUCAACUUCAUCGGCAUCGUCGUCGGCAUCAUUUUGGCAGUCCAUGUGUUUCUGCCCGUGUUCUACGAGAUUGACAUGAUCAGUGUCAAUCAGUACCUGGAGAAGAGGUUCAACUCUGUGCUCAUCCGCAAGCUUACAUCUUUGAUGACUACGAUCCAACUGUGUUUCUACAUGGGAGUAGUGCUGUACGCUCCGUCGCUUGCGCUUGGGUCGGUGACAGGACUUCCUGUGUGGCUCUCCAUCUUACUGAACGGUGGUGUUUGCGCCUUUUACACGGCAAUUGGAGGGAUCAAGGCCGUCGUCUGGACCGACGUGAUACAGAUGGUGUUGAUGGUUUCUGGGCUGCUCAUCGUCUUGAUUCAGGGCUUAAUUAUGACUGGUGGACCUGCGCCAGUUAUUGAAGCCGUGGACAAGCAUGGACUACUGGAGUUUUUUGACAUCAGCUUCGACAUGCAGAAGACCUUCACCUUCUGGAGUGUGGUCAUCGGCUGCUCUGUCACCUGGAGCAUGGGCUUCUGCACCAACCAGAGCAUGAUUCAGCGAUUCUGCGCCCUCGGCUCCAUUCGCAAGGCACGCACGGCGCUGUACAUCAACAUGCUGGGCGUGGCAGUCACAAUGAUGCUAGCUGUAUUCUGUGGCUUGGUGCUUUUCACUCUCUACCACCAGUGUGAUCCAGUCAAGGCGUCCAUUAUUAACAAGUACGACGAGUUAAUGCCGUACUUUGUGAUGGACACAUUUCAUCGCCUGCCUGGUAUAGCUGGGCUCUUCGUCACAGCCGUCUACAGCGGAUCCCUCAGCACGAUGUCAUCUGGUUACAAUGCAUUGGCUGCGAUCACAUGGGAAGAUUUCUUAAAGGCGAAGGUGAAGCUGUCGCCCAGAGGAACCAUGUGGGUGACGAAGGCUAUCGCUGCCGGUUACGGUAUCCUCACGGUGGUCAUUGCAUUCCUUGCCGGCAGCCUGCCUUCCGUCAUGUCGGCAACUUUCGUCACAACUGGAUCCUUUGGAGGUGCCUCUGGAGCCACAUUCUUCGUCGGUCUCCUAGUUCCAUGGUGCGGAAGCCUAAGUGCUUUGCUGUCCAUGGUCACGGGAAUGGGACUGUCCUUCUGGGUGGCCAUCGGAGGCAUGCUCUAUCCUGCAAAACCAGUGGCUGUCCGCACUACGCUUGAACAGUGCACGUUUAACUACACGACUCGGGUGCCUAUCCAUCGGACAUAUUACACCGGCGGCAUAUACGACCUGUACCAUGUGUCCUACUUGUGGAUUCCCGUUAUCAGCUUCCUUACCACUUUCAUCGUAAACGUCCUCAUUACGCUCCUUUGUGGUUUCAAGAACUCGGCUGAUGUUGACCCAAGCCUAAUAGCGCCGUUCAUGAGGAAGCUCUACUCCAGGACGAUAACUACAAAGCACAAUGAACAAAAAUGUGGAUCUCCUAAGGCGGAGAACAAUGUCGCCGAGAAACCCGCCAAGAAACUCCACGACAUCAGCAUCAUUUCGAACGGCCACGUGAACUACGCCAUGACCAAUGACGACGGCACACAAAACACAGCCAUGUAGCGAGCCAAGAAGAUUCCUACGUGUAUUACGGCGACGGAUCGUUUCCGCCGUUGUUGUACCUGUGAUUUAUGAGCCGUGAACUGAAAUUUGACGAGUGGGACUCGUGCAGCACACUCCCGAGGGCCCUGCAGCGGAGACAGUACAAACUACAGAGUGAUGUCAUCCAAAGAUGUCCGAGGAUUCUGCAGCGGCAAUCGUACAAAACUAGUGAUGUAAUCCAAAGAUGUCGUUUGUAGAUGCCAACAAAAUGUGACGGGGCAUACGUGUCAACGAUCUGCACGCUGAAGUGCCAAGUGUUUAUUACCAGAGUUUAUAACGGAAUCGCGAGUGUGAUUCCAUUCCACAUGUUCGCGUCAAGUGCGGCAGGCCCGCAACAGUCGCGCUCGUAGUUUUAUUGUUUGCCUCACUUUAUUUUGCGCUUUAAUGGUUUCUCUAAGAAACAUAAUGUCGAAUGCUAUUUGCGGCCGUAUUCUUGUUUUCUAUAUAAUUUUAGUUUUCGUUGCGUUUUAGUGUGCAUCAUCAUCCUCAAAUUGUUUCAUGUUCCAUCUUUGAAAUAUGUAGCGUGCUUUUUUUGCCACAAACAUCGUACUUUCUUUUAGCUACACUUGGUGCGAGAGCAACAAGGGUGCUGUCAAGCAGAGCAACGAGCUCACGAACACCGUGAACGGAACAUGUCCGCGUUCCUACAGCGUUCAUGCCACAAUUGUAAAUACGCGUGUUUUCAUUGUGCAGUCACAACAUUGGUUCCUUGUUCGGUGCAACGGAGCAGUACUCGUUCAGUUCAGCCUGAUUGCAUCUCAAUGAGUUCCUAAAACUACAGGCACUGUGCCUCUGCUACGAGAGCUUUACCGGAGGUUUUAAGAGCGAGUUUUUAUUGCCUACAACACACACAAUACAAUGUAUUUAAUAUAUCCAGCAAAUGCUAGCGCGGUACAGGCUGACUGUAAGGACAUCGCGAACGGAGUGAAAUCCUCGAAGAUCUUAUACGAUACGCCAAGAACUCUUGGAACUACCUCGAGCUUGGGUAAACUGUAAUCUUUCUAGUUUUCCAAGGUCUUGCAGCCAAUAAGUUUGUACAAGAUUGUUCGUUCCACUUAACUGUCCCAAAUAAUGCUUGCCUGUUUGAGUUUUCGGAAUACACAUUUACUAUUGCACAUCGUUCAAGCUUCCGAAACAAAGAAACAGAAAAAGCUACCCGAAUUCACGAGAUAUACUCACAUGCAUUACGUCAUUCCUUGCAGAGCCAGCAUAUAUGUGUCUACAUUUCCCCGACUGCUUGUCUCCUCUAGAAGAAUGUUUAUUCCUAUCGAAGCCGUUAGGUGAUUUACUAAGUCACUUGAAGAUGCCAUAAAGUGGGCUUUGUCGAAAUGUUCUCAAGAUUAUUGAUUAUUUUACAAUAUCUGUCAGGAAUACAUAAGUGUAUAGUUUCGCGCCAUGUUUAAAAUGAAGAGAUGAAUUUCAAGCACGCACAAGCGUUCUGUUGCAUACCAAAACGACUGUUUUAACUACAAUAGUGUGUAUAACUACAGGUGCAUAGCACAUAAUGCAUUUGUUGUGAAAAUGUUUUAUUUCAAUAAACGGUGUAUGCCAGUUGUUUUGCUGUUUUAUCA